CUGUCCCGCUACGCCGUAGACGUGCUACGCGCGUUCAAAGUUACGCGAGUGUAGUGUGUACGAUAGCAGAAUGAAGAGCAUGAAGCAUAUAGCGGCGGGUGUGCUGCUGUGCCUGAUGGCAGGAGUUGUGGCUAAUCCUGUCAGACGAUCACCUGACCUGGAAGCAAGGCGUAGAAGUGCUAUUGAUCGGAGUAUGAUUCGAUUUGGCCGGUCCUACCCACCCGAACCAUCCGCAGCAGACAUUCGAGAAAGCCUUCAGCGUCCAUCACGACGAGGCAACAGUUUCCUCCGCUUCGGAAGAUCACAACCUCUCACCUUCACCACGGACGACCUCAUAACCCUCCUCAGAAGCUACGAAGACGACUACGAACCGGUCAAAAGGUCAUCUAACUUCAUCAGACUUGGACGCGAUCCUAAAUUCAUAAGACUUGGAAGAUCUACUGAAGAGGACAAACCUGGCUAUGAACAGAGUUCAGAAUUAUUUGUGAGUGGCUAUCCGCAAAGGAAGAAUCGAGCUCGAGACCACUUCAUAAGACUGGGCAGAGACAGCGAAGAAGUGGCAGACGUUGAAGAAGAAAUGGAGAAGAGAUCAGUCGACGCAUGUCAUAAUUGUGAGGCGUAACUGUAUAACCCUUCCAUUUUUCUACAGGCAGUGCCAAAUAUCCACAUCAAGACGGACGGUGCCAAAUAUUUUGCGAUCGCCGACUAGAUAACUGACUUUAAUGAUUAAAAUACUUUCAGAUACUUGAAAUUUUAAACUGAACUCACGAGAGUAAUGUUUGAAUCAAUUAUGAUAAAGGCUACGCGUACCCACGGUGCAUUAACUUAAUUAUUGGAUCUUUCAUUAAAGUAAACCAUAUAGUUAUGUAUAGUAUAGUUGCUCAUAGUUAAACGAUUUUGAAGCAUAAAGCGCUUACUCCUCCGUUUUUUUAACCAUGAAUCAUUCAUUUUCAAUCAUAUUGGUUCCAACAAAGAUCGUUGUAUAUUCCAAUUUUAUUAAUAUAAAUGUAUCCCUUUGUAUAUAUUGUUAAUCAUUUUCAUUUGGUGUGUGAGUGUCCGAUUCUUAAGGCUGGGUUUAUUCGAUUCGGAUACUUGCAUGUAAAUUAACUUUUAUAAAACUAAAGUAUUUUAUGAUAAAUGUCAAUUUAGGUGUAUUUAAACAAUUGUUG
This is a messenger RNA of Zerene cesonia (dogface butterfly), 1169 nucleotides long. RefSeq names its product FMRFamide-related peptides-like (gene Fa). Lineage: Eukaryota; Metazoa; Arthropoda; Insecta; Lepidoptera; Pieridae. The transcript is spliced from 3 exons. The coding region runs from base 71 to 622 and encodes 183 amino acids. The record is from RefSeq and is a predicted model, not a curated record.